Molecule: messenger RNA, 1654 nt
Organism: Mercurialis annua (annual mercury)
Lineage: Eukaryota; Viridiplantae; Streptophyta; Magnoliopsida; Malpighiales; Euphorbiaceae
Exons: 5
Coding region: 690-1427 (245 amino acids)
Source: RefSeq, a predicted model, not a curated record
GUACUUUAGCAUAAACAUCGGGCGCAAAAUUAAACUCAAAUGCACCCAAGAGUAACACACAUGAAUACUCAGUGGAAGAAACUCUGUUUCGAGAAUUUAGUACGGCUUAGUUUGUUUAAGCAGCAACCAAAUUAACCAAGAAAAGGGUAAAGCAACAAAGGAAGGGGAAAAUGGAAACUACGGAUAACCACCUUAAGAAAAAGACUAAGAGAAGCUUAAGUCCCGAUAGAAUCAGUGAUUUGCCGAGUGGCAUCAUAGACAAUAUUCUAAUUGGUCUGCCGAUUUAAGAAGCGGUGAAAACUAGUGUCUUGUCUAAGCAAUGGAGGUUCAAGUGGAGAUAUCUCUCGAAAUUGGUAUUUGAUAACACUUUUUAUCAGAUAUCAGGAUAUCCUACUGCUGAAAAACGUAGCAGUACUAAACCCUUUUUUGAUAUGUUUAAGGUUCUAUUACUUCAUCAAGGACCAAUUUUCCACUUUAGUCUUCGUAUUCCAUUCUUGAACAGUUAUCCUGAGAUAAACCAGUUAAUUCUUUACCUGAGUGAGAAAGGUGUUCAAGAACUUUAUUUUAAUCAUGCGCCGUCAUUUCUAUUUUCAUGUGUGACAUUAAGGAGCUUGACAUUGUCAAGAUGUAAUUUUGAAGCUCCAACGGCAUUCCAAGGGUUUGUGAAGCUGGUUUCUCUUUAGUUUGUGAUGGUUCAUUUUAAAACAGACGUGUUUAAAAAUUUCAUACCUAAAUGCCCAUUACUUGAAAGACUUCCUUUCAAAAGCUGUUACAAUCUUGGUAGCAUCCAUAUUGACAUUCCUCAUCUUAAGUUCUUUUACUUCCUGGUUUUUUCAUCGCCUAUUCGUUUUAGCAAAACUAGUCGACAUCUUUCUACAGUUAUAUUUGAUGGAUAUCGUGUCGGACACCCCUAUACACCAACCAAGUUUCUGGAACGUGCUCCUGUGAUCGAGCACUUGCGUCUCGGAUCUGGCCAUGUGGAUUACCUGCUAUAUGGAACUGUGUGGCGGAAUGUUUCUCUUGGCUGCCUGAAAGUUCUUGAACUACCUUUAAUAUCUUUUGAACUUAUCUCUUCUGUUCUUAACUUGAUUGUGAGAUCUCCUAACUUAGAGAAGCUUGAUAUUGGGUUUGCUACAUGUAUGGCUGUAAUACAGCCUCUUGCUCCGGAACUUUUAAAAGUACAAGACCUCUCAAGUAAUGCGCUGAAAAAGCUUCGAGUGGUGAAAAUGAAGCUCUCACGCUCAGAAGAAGUAAAACCUGAUCUUGAAUUUAUUAAGUUUAUAUUGGCUGAAUCAAGAGUACUUGAAAAGAUGUUUAUACAGCCUCCAAGUGGAACAGUUGCUGAAGAUGGACAGAAGAUUUUGAAAGAGAUAACUCGGUUUCAACGAUCAUCAAAGAAAGCAGAAAUUCUAUACUUAGAUCCCUGAUGAUGGUGGCGACUGUUGAUAUUAAUAGUAGUAAAAGCGAUGCUUAGGUUAGGAUGUUAAUUAUGUCUGAAAAUGAAUAGUCUGUUAGUUUUAGAAUUUCAUUCUCUUUUCACCAAAACUAGAUCUAAAGUUUUAGAAUUAUGUGAAUUCUAAAAAACUUGUAUUUUGGAGUUGUAUAUAUUCAUAACACAAGCUCCUUUUUGAAUUGAAUGAGUAGGUUGAAUCAA